This is a messenger RNA of Pichia membranifaciens NRRL Y-2026, 1479 nucleotides long. RefSeq lists its product as hypothetical. The coding region runs from base 1 to 1479 and encodes 492 amino acids. Gene Ontology annotation, molecular function: ATP binding; ATP hydrolysis activity. NCBI's taxonomy places the organism in Eukaryota, Fungi, Ascomycota, Pichiomycetes, Pichiales, Pichiaceae. Gene Ontology annotation, cellular component: mitochondrion; cytoplasm. The transcript is spliced from 2 exons. Gene Ontology annotation, biological process: protein quality control for misfolded or incompletely synthesized proteins. The record is from RefSeq and is a predicted model, not a curated record.
AUGUACAUCGAUAGUACGAGCCACGCCAAGAGUGAGGCUGCCACUUUUGCCAUUCGUUCUGGACGCCAGCAACAACAACACUAUUCGCCUUUGGAGCUAUAUGAUAGACGUGUCGUUGAGGGACGAUUGAGAAAUGAUGAAUUCCAAAGAGGAAUUUUGACGAGCGUGCAGGACUUGUACGAAAAGUUGACCCAAUAUAAGCCGCCAAAGGUUGCCAAGCCGGACAUUUCCAGAUCCAGAUUGAGCACAAAAUCAGAAUCCAUGUUUGGCAUUCCAAAAUUUGUGUCCUCCUGGUUUACGACCAUAGAGAAAGAAGCCGGUUUGGAGAAAAAGCAAGAAGUUGACAUCCCUCAUGGGAUAUAUUUAUACGGCGAUGUCGGAUGUGGUAAAACCAUGCUAAUGGACCUGUUCUAUGACACAAUUCCUCCGCAUUUGACAAAAAAGAGAUUGCACUUCCAUCAGUUCAUGCAGCGUAUCCACAAAAGAGCACACCAGUUGAAAGUGCUGCACGGUCACAGAGAGGACAUCGACGUGAUGCCGUUCUUAGCUUGGGAGUUAUCCGAACAAGCAACUGUUUUGUGUUUUGAUGAAUUCCAGGUUACCGACGUGGCAGAUGCAAUGUUGCUGCGUAGAUUACUUAAUCUAGUGUUGAGAAAGGACCACGGUUUGGUUUUAUUCGCAACCUCAAAUAGAGCUCCAGACGAUCUUUAUAUAAAUGGUAUUCAAAGAGAAUCGUUCAUCCCGUGCAUACAGUUGAUCAAAAAAGUGACUCAUGUCAUUUACUUGAAUUCUCCUACUGAUUACAGAAAGAUUCCUAGACCAAUAUCGUCUGCCUUCUACUUCCCCAAGCCUGGUAUCUCGUACCUUUCAAAGUCGUGUAAAAAGGAAAGAGAAGAUCAUGUCAACAACUGGUACAACUUCUUCAGUCAGGGGCACCCUGCUGAGUCAAACAUCCCAUUACGUGUUUGGGGUAGAGAUUUGAUAGUUCCAAAGGCGUCUCCACCGUAUGUUGGACAAUUUACAUUCAAAGAAUUGUGCGGCGAACCUUUAGCAGCAGGCGAUUACUUGACGUUAGCAACCAGUUUUGAAUCCAUCAUAGUCACAGACAUACCCUAUUUAACCAUCGACCAGCGUGAUGAGGUCCGGAGAUUUAUCACCUUUCUUGACGCGGUGUACGAUAACCAUACACGAAUUGCAGUCACUGCAGCUGCUCCGUUCCAGGAUAUUUUUGUGGAACCAGAAAACUUGGGUACUAGUGUUUUUGCACUGUCGAAUAAAACGCCUCAAGAAAUUGACGAUAAACUUGAAAAUGACACUCUGGUCACACAGCAUGGAUUCGAUAAGAAAAUCGCCAAAAAAGCGUUUAUGUUUGCCCAUUUGGAUGAGGAAAGGUUUGCCUUUGCAAGGGCAUUGAGUAGAUUGACCCAAAUGAGUACCCAGAGUUGGAUUGAUGAUGUUAGGCCAAGAACGAAGAAUUAG